Molecule: messenger RNA, 885 nt
Organism: Solanum tuberosum (potato)
Lineage: Eukaryota; Viridiplantae; Streptophyta; Magnoliopsida; Solanales; Solanaceae
Exons: 3
Coding region: 1-885 (294 amino acids)
Source: RefSeq, a predicted model, not a curated record
AUGGAGGAUCUAAAUGGUGAUUAUUUUGCUCUAUUAGUUGAUGAAUAUUUUGAUUUUUCACGUAAGGACCAAAUGGCUAUUGUUUUACGAUAUGUUGAUAAAAAAGGAUUUGUAGUGCAAGCAUUUACUGGACUUGUUCAUGUUAAAGAUACUAGUGCUUUAUCUCUAAAGAAAACAAUUGUUAAUGUGCUUGCUCAACAUUCAUUAAGUUUAUCUUAUGUACGCGGACAAUGUUAUGAUGGAACUAGCAAUAUGCAAGGUGGUAUCAAUGUUUCAAAAAAAUGCGUUCAAGUGGGAGAAGUUGUGUUAUUGGUUUCAAAUAUUUUGAAUGUGUUGGGAGAUUCUUUUAAACGAAUGGAUGAAUUACGACAAUCUCAAAAAGAUAAUCUUCAAAAGGCAUUAGAUAUGGAUGAAAUAAAAAUAGGUAGAGGCUUGAAUCAAGAACUUGGUCUUAUUAGAGCCGAUGAUACUCAUAUUUUGGGAAUCACUUAUGAUCUUAAUAUAACAGUACACAAAAAGGAACAAGAUAUUGCAAACGCCAUGACACUUGUUGAAGUAGCCAAAAAAAGGCUUCAAAAAGUAAGAGAUGAUGGAUUAGGGCCACUUAUCAAUAAAAUAUCUAUGUUUUAUAUCAAACAUGACAUCUUGAUACCCAAUUUUGAUGAGCCCUAUGCUAACUCUGGAAGAUCACGACGUAAAAUUGUUGAUCAUACUAUUUUACAUAAUUUUCGUGUGGACGUAUUUUAUAAGAUUAUUGAUUGGCAACUUGAAGAACUUAAUGAUCGUUUCAAUGAGGUGACAAGUGAUUUGUUUCAUGGAUUAGCUUGCUUGAAUCCAGUCAAUUCAUUUUCUAGUUCAUCGGAAAAAGGCAAAAUGGUCUGGUAG